Molecule: messenger RNA, 120 nt
Organism: Paraglomus brasilianum
Lineage: Eukaryota; Fungi; Glomeromycota; Glomeromycetes; Paraglomerales; Paraglomeraceae
Source: the annotation of a GenBank genome assembly
AUGUCUACAUCUGAAACGGACGAGUUUGCUACGUCGUCGGGUCAAUAUAAUUUAAGAAAAAGGAAAGUAACCACGAAGAGGAUGCGUCAAGAAUCUGACACUACAACAUCGGCAAAAAAA